Danio rerio (zebrafish) is the source of this 1359-nucleotide messenger RNA. NCBI's taxonomy places the organism in Eukaryota, Metazoa, Chordata, Actinopteri, Cypriniformes, Danionidae. The record is from RefSeq and is a predicted model, not a curated record.
CAUUACCGGUAAUUUGCCGGAAUGCUGCGCUGUGUGAACGCAGAAGGAACAUUGCCGGAAUGGCACGUACGAGUCCUAGAACGUGCUGACGUAGGGUGUGUACUCCGGCCAAUCAGAACAUUCCUACGCUGAUGACGCAUUCACAAACAGCUGACUCAUUCACAAAUAGUAGAGCUACAAACAGCUGACGCGCGGUUUACAAAAAUAAAAGAAAUGGCAUCAAACUGGAACGACAAUGAAAUUAAAGUCCUUCUCUCUAUCCGAGCGGACGAAGAGAUUAGUCGUCAUAUAAAAGGAACCGUUAGUGAUGCGGUAACCUAUGAUAAAAUAACAAACCGUCUGCGUGAACAAGGCAUCCACAGAACCAAGAGUCAGGUCAUUAGCAAAUUAAAAACACUACGGCUAAAAUUUCUCAAAGUAAACGAUCACCAUAAACAAAGUGGAAGUGGCAGAAUUUCCUGGGCCUAUUUUGAUCUUUGCCAGUCUAUCUGGGGGUCUAGUCAUUCUACAAACCCCGUGGCAUUGUCCAGUAGUUUAAAUUCAGUUGAUCCUGAAACUAACGCCCCCGAGGACUCGUGUGAAGGAAGUACUUCGACUCAAAUGACAGAAACUCAGGUACCACCUUCUGAUGCUGAGCAGAUGGACUGUGUUACAGGUUUCACUCAGCCACCAAGGAAGAAGGCAAAAAAAAACAAAGAUCACAUUGUUGACUCCAUAACUACAGUGUUACACACUAUGGAAACAUCAUUCAGAGAGCAAGAAGCACUCCGUGUUCAGCAGCAACGAGAGUAUGAAGAAAUGUUGCGCAAAGAGGCAAAGGAAGAGCAGAAGGAAGAAAGGGCAAGCAUGAUGGCAAUGUGGAAGGAGAUGAUGGAGUUCCAAGGGAACCUCCUAAAGGACAUUAUGAUGCGUCCACCCCUGGCAACUUCUCUUCCCUUAAAUCCACUGUACCAACAUCCUCACAGCUUCAAUUUUCCAAGCCCUAGUACUAGCUACAUGGUACCAUAUCACCCUCCAGGACAAGAUGAAGAUGCCUCUCACCAUCCUCAGUUCAAACCUUCAUUCUUGGAAGAUUUGCAAGACUAAAUUGAAAUAAAACAGUUCACUUCCAUUUUAAAUAAUUUUUUAAUAAGAAUUAGUUGAUUAUAUGUGUUAUUAUUGCUUCUGUUUCCACAAACCAAUAUGUAUUUUGUGCAGUACAGUAAGUAUUUGUUCUAUCCACAAAAGUAUAAAUGUUCAUAUUGAGUUGAUACCAUCUAAAUAUUAUUUAUGAUGAACAAAAUAUGUAACUAUAAUACAUUCAUAAAAUGUUAAGAUUUUUGUUGCUUCAUGGCCAGCUAAAAUAAACAGUUUAAAUCC